CAACAAACACAGACACAGCUCUCCAAUGGAGUCUCUCAGCCACCUGAGAACCACCGUCUGCGUACCAUUAACCACCCCAUUCCCCCCAUCAACCACCACCAAAAAAUACUCAAAACCUAACGCCGUCAGCAGCACUAACGGCUCUAUCUCCGGCAACUUCUCCGCCAGCAAAUGGGCCAACCGCCUCCUCUCCGACUUUCAAUUCCUCCCUACAACCGCCACCACUCCAGACCUACCGGACCUUACCACGCCGCCGUAUCCUCCACCACUCUCCACCACCACCGCCCGCUACGUUCCCAUGCCGAUUGACUUCUACCGAGUGCUCGGAGCGCAGCCGCACUUCCUAGGGGACGGAAUUAGGCGGUGUUAUGAAGCUAGGGUUUUGAAACCGCCGUUGUAUGGUUAUAGUGAUGAUGCGUUGGUUAGUAGGAGGCAGAUUCUGCUAGCGGCGUGUGAAACCCUAGCGGAUUUGAGUUCGAGACGUGAGUAUAAUUUGGGGCUUGUGGAUGAUGAGUUUGGUACGGUUGUUACUGAUGUUCCCUGGGAGAAUGUUCCUGGAGCCUUGUGUGUGUUACAAGAAGCUGGAGAGGAUGAACUGGUUCUUCAAAUCGGUGAGAAUUUGUUGAAAGAAAGGCUACCCAAAUCAUUCAAGCAGGAUGUCGUGUUGGCUAUGGCAUUGUCCUAUAUCGAAAUCUCAAGGGACACGAUGGCGAUGUUGCCUCCUGAUUAUAUCAAGGGUUGUGAAUUGCUGGAGAGAGCGCUUAAGUUAUUGCAGGAAGAAGGUGCAAGCAGCCUUGCACCCGAUUUGCAAAAACAAAUUGAUGAAACAUUAGAAGAGAUAAACCCGCGUUAUGUGCUGGAGCUUUUGGCUUUACCUCUUGAUGAUGAGUACCGAUCAAGAAGGACAGAGGGUCUUCAAGGUGUGCGCAAUAUUUUGUGGGCUGUUGGAGGCGGUGGUGCUGCUGCUAUUGCUGGCGGGUUUACACGUGAAGAUUUCAUGAGUGAGGCCUUCUUACGAAUGACAGCAGCGGAGCAAGUUGAACUCUUUACCGCCACUCCACAUAACAUACCAGCAGAAAGUUUUGAAGUUUAUGGAGUUGCGUUGGCAUUUGUUGCUCAAGCUUUCACGGGUAAAAACCCGCGUCUUAUUAAAGAAGCCGACGGCUUGUUUCAACAGCUUCAACAAAUCAAAGUAACAGCCUUAGGCAAUUUAACCUCAACAUACAACACGACAGAAAACCGUGAGGCUGACUUUGCAUUUGCAUUAGAAAGGGGUCUUUGUUCACUUCUUGUAGGCGAGGUUGACGAAUGCCGUUCAUGGUUAGGCUUAAACAAUGAAAACUCACCAUACCGGGAACCAUCUAUCGCUGCUUUUGUUAUAGAAAAUUCUAAAAACGACCCCGACAACAAUCUCCUUCCGGGUCUUUGUAUGUUGUUGGAAACAUGGCUCGUUGAGGUUGUGUUUCCUAGGUUUCGAGAAACAACAGACGUCCAGUUUAAACUCGGUGAUUAUUACGAUGAUCCUGUUGUAUUGCGAUAUUUAGAACGGCUAGAAGGCGUUGGCGGUUCACCUUUGGCUGCCGCCGCUGCGAUUGCUAAAAUCGGUGCGGAAGCUACCGCGGUUCUUGAUAGCGUUAAAAUAGGGGCACUUCAGGCGCUACAGAAGGUUUUUCCUCUUGGUGAGACAGAGAGUGUUAAACGUCAGAAUAACAGUGAGUUUGAUGAUUCGUUUGUGGCGGAGACUGAUGAUUUAAUUUCUGAGGAAAAUGAUAACGGGAAUCAAGGUAAUCAAGAACGCGAAAUAAUUACUUAUCAGAUAAAAGAUGCGGCUGUGAAGAUCAUGUGUGCGGGUGUGGUGGUUGGAUUGAUGACUUUGGCUGGCUUGAAAUUUAUACCGUCCAAAAGAGGCUCUACUAGUACUACUGCUCGUAAAGAAGUUGAUUCGGCUCUGGCUUCAGACGUCACCAAUGUGGAGGAUUCUAGGGUUGAGGAUGCUGAAGACAUUCCUAAAAUGGAUGCAAGAUUAGCCGAAGGUCUAGUUCGUAAGUGGCAGAGCAUAAAAUCCCAAGCCCUUGGACCUGAGCAUUGCCACUCAAAAUUAUCAGAGGUAUUAGAUGGUGAAAUGCACAAGAUCUGGCUUCAACGGGCAACCGAAAUUGCUCAACGUGGUUGGUUUUGGGACUACACGCUUUUAAACAUUACCAUUGACAGUGUUACCGUUUCACUCGAUGGGCGCUUAGCUGUUGUGGAAGCAACCCUUGAAGAGUCUGCCAAGUUGAUUGAUUUGACCCACCCGGAAAACAAUGACUCCUAUAAUUUAACUUACACCACACGUUAUGAGAUGUCGUGUGCCAAGUCAUCAUGGAAAAUCACAAAGGGGGCUGUCCUCAAAUCAUAACAGAUAUACAUGAGACGACGAUGAUAAUACAUCACCUUCAAUAACAGCUGAGCAACUACUGCUUCUUGUUAUACUUGGAGUUUUUGUUUCCGAAACAUCUUCAAGAGCCGAACGAGGAGAUUUGUCUACACGUGAAUUUCCAAAAUCACCCUCGUUUUGGUUUUGGUUUUGAUCUUGAUCAUGGAUAUCAUCAACAUCAUCUGCUUCAUCUUUCUCAAUACAUACUUCUACUUCUUUGCAACUAUCUAUUGAAUUUGUCCUUUCUCUAGCUUUUUGGGAAGUCUUGUCCCAUUCCUGGGUCGGGUCUGGCCCGAAAUACUGGUUCAUAAACUCACGUGGGGUGAUAUUAUCAAAAA
Molecule: messenger RNA, 2754 nt
Organism: Helianthus annuus (common sunflower)
Lineage: Eukaryota; Viridiplantae; Streptophyta; Magnoliopsida; Asterales; Asteraceae
Product: protein ACCUMULATION AND REPLICATION OF CHLOROPLASTS 6, chloroplastic
Exons: 7
Coding region: 26-2398 (790 amino acids)
Biological process (GO): chloroplast fission
Cellular component (GO): chloroplast inner membrane
Source: RefSeq, a predicted model, not a curated record